AUGGAUAGAGAAAAUGCACAUGGUGCAACUAAGGACGGACACGGUGACCUGUACGGAGGUACGGGGAGCAUGCCGCUGGUGGACGACAUGCAAGGCAUGAGAGUAAGCUACCAGGGAAGCAGCGCCAGCCAGCCGCAGAUGCAGCAUCCGGGGGUUACGGCAGCGGUGGGCUAUCCGGGGCUCGGCGUGGACGUAGGCGUCGUGCCGGCGGCAGCGUACGCUACGGAGAAGACGUUCAACUAUGUGAACGACUGCACGCUGACGAUCGGCAACACUCCCUCAGGGUUCACGAUGCUGAUGAUACACAUCACGGGCACGCCGUUCUUUGGAGUCGGCGCGGUGUACAGCACGUCUGCGGUGGAACUCACGGACGCAGAGAUCCACUACAACUCGAAGGACGACUUUCUGCUCGACGAAAGCAUCGACCCGACCAGCGCGCUGCCUCUGCACGUCGACAAGGACAGACGGCUGCAUAAGGUGAGUCUGUACAAGGUGGAGGAGACGGGCGAGUACCGGAUCGACUUCGUCAAGAUGUCGAAGACGGGCAUUCCCGAGCUCGACGCGCAGGACGCAUGGAAAGACCUCGACGACAUGGCUGACCCGGAGGCCCGCAGGCGCCAGAUCGAGCUUGUCAUGCAGUUCACCGAGCUCCUGAAACACAGCAGGGACGAGCCCGACAUAAUGCUGGUGGGCAGGAUCCCCAGCGGGUACCCCGAGCUGCAGCCCUGCGUCGGGACCGUCGUGUUCAAGCGGGCCCAGUAG
This is a messenger RNA of Pichia membranifaciens NRRL Y-2026, 762 nucleotides long. RefSeq lists its product as hypothetical. The coding region runs from base 1 to 762 and encodes 253 amino acids. The transcript has a single exon. NCBI's taxonomy places the organism in Eukaryota, Fungi, Ascomycota, Pichiomycetes, Pichiales, Pichiaceae. The record is from RefSeq and is a predicted model, not a curated record.